UCCUACCACUAUACCUACCAUUUUCCCGGAAAAUCUCACCAAACAGAACUCUGGUUUCAUUUCAUGGCUUCAUCUCCAACUUCCCAAAUUGGAUUGUCUAAUCGGAAACAAAAGCAAGGCUUAUCAUUCACAGAUUAUCUAAGAGGUUGGUCUGUUCUCCUCCAUGAGAUCUUCUUUGAGAAAAUCACAUCGAGACGCCUCAAAAGCCCUCUGCCUUUACCUCCUCUUUCUGAUCUCACAAUCAUUCUCACUGGUCCCACCAGUGGAAUUGGCCUUGAAAUUGCCAGAAACUUAGCCUUCUCAGGAGCUCACUUAGUCAUGGCGGUAAGAAACCAAAAGGCAGCUCAUGACUUAGUAAACCAGUGGAACCGUGAAAGAUCUUCUUCUCGUUCUCCCCCUUCUUCUGAUACUGAUUUUGAUGCAGCAAAGCCGCUUAAUAUUGAGGUGAUGAAACUGGAUCUUCUCUCUCUGCAAUCUGUUGUGAAUUUUGCAGAAGAGUGGAAUUCAAGGUCAAAACCUGUGAAUGUUUUGAUCAACAAUGCUGGGAUAUUCUCCAUUGGGAAGCCUCAGAGUUUCUCAGAAGAAGAUGGGUUUGAGACUCACUUGCAAGUCAAUCAUCUUGCACCUGCAUUGUUGUCUAUACUGCUCUUACCAUCACUCAAGAAAGGAUCUCCUAGCAGGAUUGUCAACAACAAUUCCGCAGCUCACUUUCUUGGCUUUGUAGAUGUAGAUGACAUGAAUUUUACUUCUGGCAGAAGGAAAUUCUCAAGCUUCAAAGGCUACUCAAGUAGCAAGCUAGCACAGGUGAUGUUCAGCAACAUCCUGCAGAAGAAGCUUCCUGCAGAAUCUGGAGUCAGUGUAGUAUGUGCAAGUCCAGGAGCUGUGAGAAGCACAAAUGUUCUUAGGGAUGUUCCUAAAAUGGUUCAAUAUGUUUUUCAAUCACUGCUAUUUUUCAUAUACACUCCUAAAGAAGGAGCUAGAAGUGUACUUUUCGCUGCUACACAUCCUCAGGUUCAAGAUUACACCAAGUCCUUAAAGGCUCAAGACUCUCCUGUUUGUGCUUAUAUAGAUCAUGACUGUACUUUUGGUUAUGUUUCUAAAGAAGCUCAGAACUUUGAGACAUCCAUGAAAGUUUGGGAAAAGACAUUGGAUAUGAUUGGAUUUCCUUCCGAUGCGGUGGACAAGUUGCUGAGUGGGGAUACUGUAGAAGUAAGCAAAAAAGAUAGGUCAAAUUAAGCUGCGUUGUUGGGAUGGUAUAUGGGUUUUUUCUUUUAGCUUCCACUUGAAACUGAAGCUAUAUUUCAUUCAUAAUUCUUCAUGAUUUUUUUUUUUUCGUUUUUCUUUCUAUAGGUGACAUUUGUUUGAAUAUUUGGAAUUACCCAGAAGGGAAGAAUAA
Molecule: messenger RNA, 1396 nt
Organism: Neltuma alba
Lineage: Eukaryota; Viridiplantae; Streptophyta; Magnoliopsida; Fabales; Fabaceae
Product: dehydrogenase/reductase SDR family member FEY
Exons: 2
Coding region: 64-1236 (390 amino acids)
Source: RefSeq, a predicted model, not a curated record